ACAACCCAACAAACACAGGGAGGACCCCAGCCCACACAACCUGAACCAGAGCAAGCUGGACCAGAACCAGUUGUUCCAACCAAACCCAAAAAAACAGGAAGGGCUAGACCUGAGGGGUUUAGGGUGGGGAAACCCACACUGGUGAAAAUGGGAAAGUUUGUGUCUAAAGCUAGUAUGGGAAACAAAAGGGCAGCUAGGACAUGUAAGGGUAAGGGUGGUGCUGUGAUAUUUGAGGGUGAGGAUGAUGAAGACAGUGAGGAUUCUGAUUUUGAGGAAUCUGAGAGUGAUGAUGGUGAUGUAGACAGUGAUGAUGAAUCAGACAUAGGGGAUUUCAUUGUUGAGGAGGAGGAGUUGGCAAGUAUGGGGGAUGACAUCCAUGAUAUGUCAUUUGAGGACUGUCUAGAUGGGAGCUCAAAAAGGGACAAGAAUUACAAGAAUGGGAAGGUAUAUGUUGAGCAGCCCUAUGGUUCUAUUAAGCUUGAACCAUGGUUGAUAUUUACAGAUAGGGAGGCCUUCCUGGAUGUCCUAAGAGACUACUGCAUACAGGAAGGGUUUGGGUUGAGUGUGGAGAAGGCAGACAGUAGAAGAUACACUGUUGUUUGUGCAGUGGAGGGUUGUGAUUGGGGGAUACAUGCCUCAAAAAUGGUGGAUAAGUUUAGUAGGGCAAUCAAAUCCUUGACUGGGGAGCACAGACAGUGUGGUAGGCUUGAGGUUAACCCCAUAGUGACCACCAAAUGGUUGGUGGGGAAGUUGUUGCCAGAGAUUGAGGCAAACUUAGAUAUCCCUGUCUUAACAUUGAAGAAGAUGACUCAACAGAAGUAUAGGAUACAAGUAAAAACAAGACUGUUCUACAAGGUUAAAGCAUUGGCUAAGGAGGUUAUUAAUGGGAGUUUUAGUGAGUCCUAUGCACUGCUACCUAGGUAUGCAGAGAUGAUAAAGGAUACUAACCCUGGGAGUUAUGCACUGAUCACAUGGCAUAGUGAUCCUGGGGAUGUGCAACCAAAGUUCAAGGCUUGCUUUUUUUCCUUUGGUGCACAAGUAAGGGGAUUUCUUAAGGGGUGUAGGCCAAUGAUAGGAAUUGAUGGAGCUCACCUCAGUGGGUUUUUCAAGGGGAUUCUUCUGUCAGCCUUGGGGAUUGAUGGCAACAAUGAGAUCUUCUUGUUGGCUUAUGGGGUUGUUGACACUGAAAGUCAAGAGAGUUGGAACUAUUUUAUGAGGAACCUCAGGGCACUGUUUGAGAGAGAAGGCUGCAGCAGGGAUGACUGGACAUUCAUCAGUGACAGAAUGAGGGGGGUGGAUUUAGCUGUUCAUGAAAACUUCCCAAGGGCCACUAGAAGGUGUUGUGCUCAGCAUCUGUACAUGAAUUGCAAGAAUGGAGGUUGGAGUGGAGAACUUUUCCACAAGCUCUUCGGGAUAGCUGCAAAUGCCUACAACCCCUUUGUUUACAACAAGGCAAUGGAGAAGAUCACUGAAUUUGAUCCAAAUGCAACAAAGUACCUGGACACAUGUACUGAGCAGUGGUCAAGACAUCAGUUUGAUCCAGCAGUGUGUUGUGAUCAUAACACAACUAAUUAUGUGGAAUAAUUCAAUGCUCUCACCAAGCCAUACAGGGAUUUACCUUUGUUGUCACUAUUUGAAGGUAAAGUCUUCUAUUUUUCUUCUCAUUUGCUGUUUCUGUCAAAGUUUCAGUGACUGUUCUUAUGUGUUUAUUUGCAGCCAUAAGGGAGUGGUCCAUGGAGAGAAUUGGGGUCAGGUUUGAUAAAGCAGCAAACAUGGAGCCUAACCACUUAACAGACUAUGCCAAACAUGAAAUAGAGUUGAGAAGUGCAGAAUCCAGAUUCUGUUACUCUACUGCAUGUGGUGGUGGGGAGUUUGAGGUGAAGGAUGGCAAUGUGAAGUUCCCAGUCAAUCUACACAACAGAACCUGUGGGUGUGGAGUAUGGCAGGGGUUAGGUAUGCCCUGCAAACAUGGCUUGAGGGUCAUCUACAACCAGAGACUUGACCCUGUGGACUUUGUUUCCACUUAUUUCAAGGGUGCUGCUUAUAAACAGGCAUAUGCAGAGCAUAUGCACCCAAUGGCUGACCCUACUCAGUGGCCUGGAUCCACACUGCCCACUAUUAAACCACCUGGGAUCAAGAGGGGUGCUGGAAGACCUCAAAAACAGAGAAGGAGGGGUGCCAUGGAAGCUAGAAAGAGGAAGAGGCACACUUCAGUUAAGUGUAGCAAAUGCAAGGAGAUCGGCCACAAUGCAAGGACCUGCAAGUCUGGUGCAGGCACUUCCAAGGCACCACCAAAACAGAGAGCUGCAACAAAUAAGAGGAAAACAACCUCUGAUGGUGCAAGCACUUCCAAGGCAGCACCAAAGGGCAAGAAAUCCAAGCAAGCCUGAGGGGGGAAAUGAUCUGUCAACAUAUAAGUUUUUUUGGGUAGUUUUUUGCACAAAUGUUUUGAUCUUGCAAAUAUUGAAUGUUUUGUUUUUGAAGCUAAGAACAACAUUAAAGUUAGUUGGUGCAAUGUUUUGUAUUUGAAGCUUAAACAUAAUUUCUUCCCAUUUCGGUAUUUUGUGCAUAUUUUGCAACAACAAUAGUUAAUGAAAUGUGAUAUUAUUACUCAUUAAUUGUGUUUACUUCAUGAUUACAAACAGUAGGAUUACAAACAUCAAUAUCCCCAUUUGUAUUACAACGUUAACUACUUUUUGUUGAUGUUUUAGCUUUUUCUUCAUUUGCUUCAAU
Spinacia oleracea (spinach) is the source of this 2733-nucleotide messenger RNA. RefSeq lists its product as uncharacterized. Lineage: Eukaryota; Viridiplantae; Streptophyta; Magnoliopsida; Caryophyllales; Amaranthaceae. The transcript is spliced from 2 exons. The record is from RefSeq and is a predicted model, not a curated record. The coding region runs from base 148 to 1584 and encodes 478 amino acids.